AAUCAAGAUGUAAACACUGUGUAGUCACAGGACUAUUGGAAACGACCUGCAAAAAUAGUACCUCAAGCUGACCUAUUUCAAUUCCUCUCGGAUGCAGUUACAUUCCAGAUGGAUUGACUUCUGACCGUGACGAAAACGAUAGCGCAAAAGGUAUUUUACUAUGCUCACAAAUCUGGUGAUGACAAGAAUCAGGCACCUCUUAGUAGCCCUUGCGGCACUCCUCCGGAAAAUCCUGUGCUGUUUUUCACGUCGGCGGAGAGUUUCCAGCAAUGAUUGUGAUGUGCUCAACUCGGUUAACGUCGUUCGGAAUGUGCACGGUGGAUCUGGGAAGUAUAAGAAUGUCGUGGAGAAAGACUGGAACUCGUGGGACGACACACCGGCCACGGUGGAGGAACACAUAGAGCGUUAUCGGGAACAGCUGGUCGCCCCACCUCCCGGGAAAGAACCACCACCCGAGGAACAGAUGGAUUUUUUCCAGGACAUGGCACCAAAAAUAAUUACCCAACAGAAGAUUUGCAUCGCCGAAGAGCGGCCCGACGAUCCGGCACGGUUCAGUCGGCUAACGGCUACAAUCGACAUCCCGGUGGUGGAUGGUCUGGCUGAUUGGAACGAGGUUGAGUCACGAGCUGGAUGGGACGAUGCCGACGAGAAUACCACCAAACAGUUGAUCAGGGAGACGCGAAAAGAACUCCGCCAGCAGCGGCAGCAACAGAGUCGGAGUAACCACAAAUGAUUUUCUUUUUUUUCUGUCUUCUGCUGGAUUUUUUUUAUCCUUUUUGUUGAUUUUUCUCUCAUUUUGAGGGAUGUUUUGAUUGUACUUUUUGUUUUCGUAUUAUUUUAGCGAUGUAAUAAAUAGGUACGGAAAAAUAUAAGCAAUGUAUCUCAUUCGUAAAAAGACACUUUAUUGAUUCCCGUACAAUACGCUUUUGGUAAAAAUUGAUCAAAAUAGGAUAUGUCUUAAAUGCUAGUUUAGUAUCGUCGUAGUAUAUUGAGA
Molecule: messenger RNA, 994 nt
Organism: Toxorhynchites rutilus septentrionalis
Lineage: Eukaryota; Metazoa; Arthropoda; Insecta; Diptera; Culicidae
Exons: 2
Coding region: 161-733 (190 amino acids)
Cellular component (GO): secretory granule
Source: RefSeq, a predicted model, not a curated record